UAGGUGGCGGUAAAGGCCCAUAUAACGACAUCCCUACCACCGAAACAAGAAUGUAGCAUACCCGUUCCCUUUGAUAGCAUAUAAUGGAACAAUCUACAAAUGAACCCCAUGUAAAGACAUUUACAUGCCAGUUCUGUGGUUUAAGUUGUCCUUUUACUUGCUACGGGCAGAAACCACCAAACACCAGAGCCAUUGUGUUGCUGGAGGAGAGUUUUGUGACGAAAGACCCCUUCAGUCCGGACAAGGAAAAGUUCCUUGUUUUGGGUUCAAAGUGUAGCUUGUGUGACGGUACUGUUUGUGUUGGCUCGGACUGCAGCCUUUUCUACACCAGGAGGUUUUGUAUCCGCUGUGUGAACAAGAACCUGGACCAGUUCCCCCUGCAGAUUCGGGCCGAGCUGGGCAAAAAGGGGCAGCCAUCCCUGGACACCACCAAGCCAUAGGUUUAUGGGUUUUUCAUAUUUAUAAACACCAUCUUGUGUGCACAUUUGCAGUAUGGCAGCCAUCACAAAGGAACUCAUAGUACAAGUUUGCACAAAUAUUUCAGACAUUUUCGAUUUCUACACUAAAGGAGUGACCUCCUAAAGAUUUUUGGGAUUAUCUUUGAUAUUCUAUCACAAAAUUACAACAUUGCCUGUGUUUAUGAUGCUGAACCUCAUUCAUUCUUGUACUUGUACGAGUCAUCAUUGACAUCGGCGGAGCCUAAAACUGCUCGUUCUUAAAUUUUAUAAAAAAACAACCCUCUUGUGCACUUUUCUUUACCCGUGUCAUCAGUUAAUGUCUGGAGACGCUCACUCACGUCACCAUAAACACUAGAUAGGACCAAAGAAAUACAGCAUUUUAAUCUUCUAUGUCUAAAAGAGUCCACAGUGGCAAAGUCUAACAGUGAUAAGCACCCAGCCAACUAUGACGGCACCUUCACUGUCGUCAUCCCUUUCAGGAGGUUUGUACUGCGGUUGUCCCUUUUUAUUUACACACACACACACACACACACACACACACACACACACACACACACACACACACACACCUUUCCUGCAAAUGUCACAUGUUCCUUGAGUAACCUUGACCUGCUGAGCGGAUUUGCGCUGAUUCAAUCAAGUUGUGCCUUGAGUUGUUUGUGUCUCAUCGCAAUUCGAUGAAGCCCUGCUGUCUUGUUGUUUGAUGGUUGCGAUAGUGGUACUGCCCAGCAGCCUGGAGUGGCCACCCUUUAAUCCAGCUCAUGUUUUUAUCUGAUGACAAGUACCCUUUAAACUCUUUACAGUGUACUAGAUAGCAUUUAUUGAUAUUAAUGUGUGGAGAUAAGUGCUGUAAUUUACAGUAGAGAUGGCCAUUGCCGCUGAAAUUGCUUUAGAAAGCAAUCUUUUUUUAUAUCUUAUUUUAUAAAAAAAUAUUAUUUGUGUUUUAUGUUUUUUAUAUAUAUACAGAAACAUUUUAAAUGUUUUUUUACUUUGCUCAUUUACAUAUGAAAUUACAUUUACAUAUGAAAUUAAAUCAAAGGCUGUAAUGAAGAAAAGUAUUUGUAAGUAAACAUGUGUAAUAAACAUAACUGGUAGAAAAUAAUUUCAGACUGCUGAAUGCCAAAUAAGACCCUCUACCUGCCCACACGCACAACCAAAACUUUAAAUUAUUAUUUAUUCAAAAUUAUUUAAAUUAUUUGUUCAAUUUACUGUUUACGCUGUACAUUGUUGUUCAUAUUUGAUGUCAUCUAUUUAUUCACGACAUUAUUUAUUAUACGGGAGCCAGGCAACGACAUUUUGUUGGCAAUUUUACUGCUAUAUCUAACUAUAUAAAACAUUUUAUAUUACAUUUCUAUGUUUGGGUUUAAGAGAGAGAAUUCUUUAUUCAGAAAUGAAAUCAGUUAAUGCUUUUAAAAAUAAUUGUAAUGUGGAUGUUCUGUUUGAUUAUUUACCCUAUUUUGUUCUUAUUGUGUAAAUAAAAACACAUCACAUAUCAUAGCAAUUCCUUGAUAGCAAGCAAACACGCCCACUAGUGGCCUUGAAAGGCAUCAACAUGACACCACAGCAAUCUGAUUGGACGCAAUGCCGUGAUGAUGUCCCUGCGUUCUCCGUUGUCGCCUUUUAAUGUCAUGCAUUAAACUAAUCUUUGUUUUAAAAACCUAGUUGCCAUAUGACAUCAUUACUGUCUUCCUUUAUUGUCAUGCGGUAAAAUCCGUCGUUUUUUAAAAGCUAGUUUCGAACAGGAAACGUCGAGCAUAUGGCUAUUUCUUCAGCAUGAAUGCGUCUCCGUGUCAACAAAUACUGCAGUCAAACUAUUAAUGAGGCCAUUAUCGGUGUGUAGAGUUAAUCCAAUCUUCCUUAGUGGUGCUUUAAGGGCGCUCAAUGGGCGGUCCGAAGGAGCGCAGACCAAUGAAUGGCCGUCUCUGUUUAAAUAGUCCUUCAUGUCAACUUGUCUUCUUCACU
Messenger RNA from Doryrhamphus excisus (bluestripe pipefish), 2420 nucleotides. It is a transcript of the gene cdpf1, whose product is annotated as cysteine rich DPF motif domain containing 1. The record is from RefSeq and is a predicted model, not a curated record. NCBI's taxonomy places the organism in Eukaryota, Metazoa, Chordata, Actinopteri, Syngnathiformes, Syngnathidae.